CUCUCCUCUCCUCAAGCAUGGUGUCUCUGUGGCUCCCCAGAGGCCUCUGUGUGGCAGCUGUGAUCCUGAGUCUGAUGAUGCUGACCCCUCCGGUGAUUUUAGUCAGGGACCCACGACCACGUUUUCUGGAGCAGUUGAAGGCUGAGUGUCACUACUUCAAUGGGAAGGAGCGUGUGUGGAGUGUGACCAGAUUCAUCUAUAACCAGGAAGAGUUUGCCCGCUUUAACAGUGACUUUGGGAAGUUCCUGGCAGUGACUGAGCUGGGGCGGCCCAUAGUUGAGUACUUGAACACCCAGAAGGACAUGCUGGACAAUUAUCGUGCCUCAGUAGACAGGUGCAGAAAUAACUAUGACCUUGUGGAUAUCUUCAUGUUGAACUUAAAAGCUGAGCCCAAGGUGACUGUGUACCCUGCAAAGACACAGCCUCUGGAACACCAUAACCUCCUGGUCUGCUCUGUGAUUGACUUCUACCCUGGCAGCAUUGAAGUCAGAUGGUUCCGGAAUGGCGAGGAGGAGAAGACUGGAGUUGUGUCCACUGGACUGAUCCAAAAUAGAGACUGGACCUACCAGACCCUGGUGAUGCUGGAGAUGGUUCCUCGGGGUGGAGAGGUUUACACCUGCCAGGUGGAGCAUCCCAGCCUGACCAGCCCUGUCACAGUGGAGUGGAGGGCUCGGUCCACAUCUGCACAGAACAAGUUGUUGAGCGGAGUCAUGGGCAUGGCGCUAGGUCUGUUCAUCCUCGCAGUGGGGCUGUUCUUCUAUUUAAGGAAUCUGAGAGCAGGAUCAGUGUCUCAUGGUGCUGGUGAAGGAGCUGAAAGUUUCACAUCCAGAUUGACAGGCAGUGGGAGUGAAUGCCACAUGGGGCCUGGGUUGAGCAUCUGAGACCUGGAAGCCAGCCCUCAGUGACACACUUUCUCCAAGACUACACCUGCUCCAGAAUGCCAUAUCUCCUAAUAGUGCCACUCCCACUGAUCCUAUGGGAACCAUUUUCUUUCAAACUACCACAUUGCCUCUCAUUUAAAAACUUGCACAUGGCUUGUUAGAGCAGCUAAGUACUACAGAUGUCAUGAAGACAGCUAGAAACUUUUUGGAUGAGUUUAAAGAGGACCUGUGACUUGGUUCAAAUGAUGGGUGUCUGCUCCUCUGUGAACCUGCGCUGAGCAGGAUCCUGAGAGUCAGUCUCAGUCAUGUUUGAAGAAUUAGUUUCAAAAGUAAGAAGCUAGCAGUCGCCAGUCAGCUGUGGUGCAUGCCUUUAAUCCCAGCACUUGGGAAGCAGAGGGAGGUGGAUCUCUGAGUUUGAGGCUAGCCUGGUCUACUGAGUGUGUUCCAGGACAGCCAGAGCCACACAGAGAAACCCUGUCUGAAAAGAAGGAGAAGGAGAAGGAGGAGGAGGAGGGGGAGGAGGAGGGGGAGGAGGAGGAGGAGGAGAAGAAGCAGCUAGCAAUCAGUCAUAAAUCUAUUUAAGCCUAGUUAUUGAUGAUCCAGGGUGAUUUACACACAAUCACAUAGAAUUCAUUUUAUGUUAGGGCAAAUUCAAGUCUCUGUUAUGCAUAUGGUAAGAUUCAUUAUGCAUUUACAUAAACUAGAUUUUCUGAUAGGAAUUUGAUGAGCUUAGAGUGAUGUUAGAUGUGUCUGACACCAAAUUGGUAGCUUCACCUUAGAUUCAAUAAUUUCCUUAUCUAAUAAAACUUCAUGGUUUACAUGUGGAGUUGAAAUACUGCUUAAUGAUUCCCUUUAUCAGUAAUAGAGAUAAGGAAUGGAUACAAACCAGCAAGUAUAAACAAACAAACAAACAAACAAAUAUGUUCACUCUGGUUUUCCAAGCAGUUUGUAUUUACAGAGUGAUCUAGAGAGAAUAUCGUGAGUACGUUCCAUCUUCCUGUCGCCAAGUCUACUCUUCCCUGUGAUUAGCUACAUUUAUAUUUUGCUAUGAUAGUUUAUACUUUUCUAAACAAAAAUCUUCCUAGUAUGUUGCUAGUGCUGUCUGAAUGUGCACACACAUAUAUUUUUUGAUGAAAAAUAUUGUGUACUUGUAUGUACAGACAUAAAAUUCUCUUCAGCAGCAGCAUGCAGUUGAAAGUUGACAUUUUUUAAUACUAUUGUUGAAAGUAACAUGGUAGUGACUUUGGUUUCAUUUGUUUCUGCCAGAAUUUUAUUUAGAAUGAUUUUGUAACCUACAUUAUUAAACUUCGUAUUAAUAUCUGUUUUUUUCUUCCUAUGUAUCUGAUUAUAUGUAGAGGAAGCGAUGACAAUUUUGUAUUCUUAGACAUUCUAAUCCUUUUUGUGUAUUUAUUUGGCCAUUUGUUUCAUUGCCCCAUUGCAUAUUGUUCUAGAUACCAUGUGGGAUAGCUUUGGAUAUCCUAACCCCAUGUCUGAUGUGAGAAGCAAGGCAGAUGUCUUUUCCAAGAUCAAUUAAAUUGCUUUUUACUACAGAUUUCCUGAGAAACCAGAUCUCUCAAAAAGAAACAAAAAAGAACCACAACUUUAAGACCCAGUGCAAAGUCCACCACCAUCCCUUUUAUGAGUUUAUGUGGGUGAAUAAGUAUUGUUUUAUAUCCAUCUCUCAAUUAGUACAAAUUGCAUUAACUGAUUCUCAAAUGUUGCACCACUCUGGCCUUUCUACAUAGAUUGAUGUCUCUGGAUUUAGUCUCUAAUACUUUCUCAAUAGCUAAGGGCACACACAGCAGCAGCCAUUGUCUCUGCUCCUGACUGUGUGUGAGUGUAUUCCAAGCAUUCAUUCUCUCCGUCCUUGACUCUGCAUGUCUAUAGUCCAAGCAUCCAUUCUCUUUGUCCUUGACUCUGCAUGUCUAUAGUCCAAGCAUCCAUUCUCUUUGCUCCUGAAUGUGCAUGGAGUGCCCUUGUGUUUCUGCCUUGAUGUUACAGCAGAUGUGGCUGGAAUCUGGAAUUGUCAAUCAAUCAAUUCCAUCUUCCAUCAGUUGCUUUUGUCAGAGUGUUUGUCAUGGUGACAGAAAGGAAGCUAAAUGGACUAAACCUGGAAGCAGAGCCCCUGGGGCUGGAAGAAGGGACUGAGGAAGACCUUCACCAGCCCGACUCCACUGACCUAUUUCUGAAGCCAAGCUAACCACUUCCUUAAUUUCACAAUCAGCCACUGUAGAGGAUCUGAAACAUGAGACUCUGCCAUAGAACCCAGGCUGGCCCUCAGUGUCCCCUGGCCAUUUCCUAAUGCAAAGGAUGUUGUUACCAGUGGUCAUUACCAGUGUCCACAAUCGCCCCUGCUCUGUCAUUGUCAUUAGUUACCCAAGGCCAGGCCCUCACUUUUGAGAUUUGUUCUGCUAAGGAUAAGCAUAAAAGCCAUUACAAGAGCCAAAUAAUAAUUCUCAUUCUUUCCUUUUAAUAAAUCUGUUUGGAGAGUUCAUACAU
Molecule: messenger RNA, 3380 nt
Organism: Mus musculus (house mouse)
Lineage: Eukaryota; Metazoa; Chordata; Mammalia; Rodentia; Muridae
Gene: H2-Eb2
Product: histocompatibility 2, class II antigen E beta2
Exons: 5
Coding region: 18-881 (287 amino acids)
Biological process (GO): antigen processing and presentation; immune system process; immune response
Cellular component (GO): MHC class II protein complex; membrane
Source: RefSeq, marked validated